This is a messenger RNA of Dimorphilus gyrociliatus, 1033 nucleotides long. The record is from the annotation of a GenBank genome assembly. Lineage: Eukaryota; Metazoa; Annelida; Polychaeta; Dinophilidae.
AAUUGAAACGGUAAGUUACGAAAAGAACAAAAUGGCGAUAGUUGAAAUCAACGGAACAAUUUUAUCCCAAUUACUACACGACUGUACAGUAAAUAACGCUGAGGGUAUUCUGUUUGGGGAAGUUGUAAAAAGUUUACAAGACGAAAUAACUGAUGAUGAUAUAAAUGAGAGGAAGGAAGAUAUAAGAAUACAUAUAACGAAGAUUCUAACGUGCGAAAGCUAUUACUCCUUCUCAGAUAGAACUGGUCAGGUGAAAAAAAAUAAAUUGCAAAGUCUACUAGAUAAUAAAGAGAAAAAGGAUAUAAUUGGAUGGUUUACUUGUCGUCAUAAUUCUACAAGUCGUAUGAGUUUUCGAGAACAAGCGUUACACCUUAAAUUUGCCGAAUACGCUCGUAAAGAUUUAGAUAAUUUCCUUUUCGGAUUAGUAAUCCCUAGUGCGACAGAUGAUAGUGACGUAAAUUCAUGCAACUUUGACUUUCGAGUGAAGAAAAAGGAUUAUUUUCAUUCUCUUCCAUUGAGAAUUAUUAAUUUAGGACAAAGAAAUAACCAAAAAAAAGUGGAACAGUAUAUACCUAGAUACGUUAAAUCGACAUCUCCUCUAAUCACCAAUUCCAACUCAGUUUUUAAUGAAGUUUCAUCAGAAUAUCAUACGAGCCUUAAAGACCUCUCAAAGAUGCAAGAAGAACACAUAAUGAAUUUAAACUCUACACUUCACAAAGAAUUUGUCGAUUUAUGCAAUAACGCUGCAAAUCAACAACUUCUCGUUGCACAAUUGGAAAAAGAACUAAAAGCAUUAGGUAUUUGCGUAGAAAAUGGUAUUGGAUCACAGGAAGAUGACGAGAAAACUCAUGAUAAUGAUAGAAUAGAAUUAAAAGAAUUGCAGCAUUCUCCUCGACUACACCGUCGUCAUAAUUUAUCUUCAGAAGAACUGUUGAUACAACUAAACGACGAACCGCAAAUAAAGAAGAAAACUUCUCUCCUGGAAAAUGUUGACUUAUCGGAUAUUGAGGAUAACGAUUUUGUCUGUUCAUAA